Molecule: messenger RNA, 2786 nt
Organism: Ectocarpus siliculosus
Lineage: Eukaryota; Phaeophyceae; Ectocarpales; Ectocarpaceae
Source: the annotation of a GenBank genome assembly
AUGGACGAGAACUUCGACCCAAAUCGAGCUGUACAUCGGCCGAGUGGCGCCGUAAGCAGUGAGCCAUCCCCCUCGAAAGAGGUUGCAGACGAGGAUGCGCCGCUCGUUGCUGUGCUCAGCGCGUUGGGGGAUGGGCAAGUGGCUAUCGCGGGGGACGUUGUGGCCAUACGGGCGGGACCAGAGACUUACCAUCCUGUCAAGGCGUUGAAGGGAAUGGCGUCCGAGAGCGAUGUCAUCAUCCUCUCCUGCUUGACCAAAGCGCCCGCCGCCGGCGAGGCUGCCUCAGCCGUGCGCUCCGCCCUUCAGCACGUCGUGGUGCGCCCGCCCUCGGUCACGACCCACAGCCCCGGGCCGGGAGGCAGAGCGGCGGCGGCGGGAGGCGUGGGGGUGGCCCCUACCCUACGGGCCAUCUCCCCGUCCUCCUACUCCGCCGUCGUCGACAGCAACCUGCUGCGGGCGUUCACGGCGACGCGUGCUCGGAUGAUUCUGGCGGGGCUGACCCCGCCGCCGGCCGGGGGCGAGUCACGGACGCUGCCGACGGUCGUCGCCGGGGUGUCCGGGGCCCCCGGCGGCCUCUGCUUUCUCGGGCAGAGGGCGACGCCCGAGGGCCACAGCUCGUUCUCCUUCCGGCGAGACAGCGAGCAGGAAGCGGCCGGGGGGCGGGCGCAGGCCCUCAGGAUCGACGACUUGGUGCGCGAGUACGGGGGCCGCGCGCACGCCUCCGCUCGCGCGCUGUACGACCUGUGGGGUGACUCGAGCGGCGACUUCCUCGGCGAGUGCCUGCAAGAGGGCGCCAAGUCGAACCCCUUCGCCCGUCUUGCCACGGAGUGGGACUGCUCGACCCACGCCACCCGGACCCUUGGGUCGGCUCCGCCUCCCGCGUGCUCCUCCCUCCUUCUCAUCGGCGGGGAGUGCCCUCCGACUACGGUGAGCGCCAAGAUCCGGGGGAAUAUCGAGGCCCUCAAGACGGCUGUGGAGAGGGGGGCGGCGCCGCAGCAGGCACGGCGGAAAGCGAAAGGUCCGUUUGGGGGCGAGAAAGGAGGCACCGGUCGCGCCGAAGCACAUCCUGGCGGUGCCAGUGCUUCUGGGGACGGGGAGGAGCAGGAGCGGAGGCGGUGGGAUGAAGAUCUCCAAGCGUUGCUUAGCGGGUCCGAGAACAUGGCGGAGUUCGCGGCGAAGCCGGUCGAUGUGCCGGUCGGGGGCGGGGGUAGCGACGACACGCUGGAAGCGGGUAGAGCUGAGGAGGACACUGCGGUUCAAGACCGUACCGACGGCGGCGGCGUGGGAGAGGAAGAGGUCGGAUCGGGCAUGCAGGAGGUGCCGGAGAAGGUCAGAGGCGACCUCGACUUCUCUGAGAGGCUGUGGGAGCUGGCCGCGCGCGCCACAGACGUGGAAGGCGUGCGGUCGGCCGUCGCGUUGGCUUUUGACGCCGUCGGAGAGGGGCAGAUGUUCCCGGUCAUCAGCCGAGACAGCAAGACGGCCGUCGGCUGCCACAUUCGAGACGGCGUCGCAAUGGCGCGAGAGGCGAGGUACCAAGACGGGACGUCCGGGUGCCUCGGGGACGAGGCCAAGGCCGAGGCGUGGCGAGAGCGGGGGUCCGCCUUGCUCGCGGACGAGGACUCCCUGGCGAGCGCGUUCGUGGAGCUGGGCGUGCACAAGGUCACGCGCGACCUGUUGCACUGGCUCGAGGCGUACGCCGGCGUCCUCGCGGCCGACGUCGACCGCGCGCUGCCGGACACCGCCGCCGCCGCCGCCGCCGGGGACAGGCCGGCUCCCGGCACCGGCGGCAGCGCGGCGGGAGACCGCCGCUUGGACCGUCUCCUCACGCUCGCCGACACGCUGGACCUCGUCGCGCUGGCUCAGUCCUACGGGGCGCCGUGGCGACAGCUCGCCCACCCAGUGUUCUGGGAGCUGUACCUGGAGCCCGCGGGGGGCAGCGGAGUGGGAGGCGCGAUGGAGACUGUGUCGUACACGUUGGCGAACGCUGGCCUGUUCCAGCUUAGCGGGUUGGAUGAGCCCCCGGCGCUGUCGGGGGAAGCGGCCCGCGCGGCGCAAGCCGCCCUGAGUGGCUGCCCUGCCCGCCUGAUCCCGGAGGUGUUGUCGAGCGUCACCGGAGCCGAGAGCUUCGUGGAGCUCAAGCGGCGAUUGCUGGAGCACAAGGCCAAGGGUGCAACCGUGGGGGGUGACGCGGUAUUUGUUUGCGAGCACAGCUUCAUCCCUUGGUGAUAUCAAUUGGUUGGGUGAAGUUCUUGUGUGUGUCCCGCUGUUUUCCUUCCGUCAGCGGAAGAGUGCGGGAUCACCAUCGAUCGAUCGUUGUAGGUGUGCAGAACGCAUUGCAUAGUAGCGCGCAACUGCUGCGAAUGUGCUCGGUUGUGUACUCCUUGCUGUUGCGUUUCUAGGUCCGUUUCCUUCGAGAAAGGUGUGCGUGGUUGGACCUUUUUACUGUUGUGAGCAAGGAGGUCGUCUCUUAUUGGUUGGUACAUCGAAUGGUGGCAGAGAGGCCAUGGUGUUGUUAUUUUUGUUGUCUAAGGCGGGUUCCGCGGUACACCCGGCACCGCCACUGCAUACAUGGAUUCUCAGAAAACUUCGUAGUUCGCUUUGAACGGUCGAAAACAACGUCAACAAAAUAUGCCCAAAAUUUUUUUCUCCCAUGUUCCUGCUGCUUGUUUUCGGUAUCGACGGCGGCAAUCGCUUCCGCUUGGCCGAGUUAGGGGGGGUAGAGCCACUCAGAAAGUUGGUCAGGCAAUCACUCGUGCCUGCAAGAGGAUGUGAAAUCGGUCUGUUUU